Messenger RNA from Peromyscus maniculatus bairdii (prairie deer mouse), 1148 nucleotides. RefSeq names its product prostatic spermine-binding protein-like. NCBI's taxonomy places the organism in Eukaryota, Metazoa, Chordata, Mammalia, Rodentia, Cricetidae. The record is from RefSeq and is a predicted model, not a curated record.
UCAGGCACUGUCCGGCAUUGACUGGCCAUCCUUUCGACUCUAUUCUGUUUUCUUCAUUGUCUCCACAAUCCGCAGGCCUCCACACAGCUACCUGAUCAACUUGUCGGCUGGCUCUGACACUGAUCCAGGCAAAGGACCUCUGGAGAGCCCUUUUGAAGUCUUGUCAUCUCCCUGUGGUUCUAAGCACCAGUCUUGUGCCCCAAACCCUCAGGAGCCAUGCUGCUGUUGCUGACCUUGGCUCUCCUUGCUGGUGCCACCUGCAGAGCCCAGAAUAUACUGGGAAAUAAAGCCGGCAAAUAUUUCUACAUUGAUGAUGAAGGGAAGGGGGAAAUCAAGGCCAUCCGGAUCUUCUAUACAGUGGCCAGAGAACUCAAGGGCAUCCAGCUGAAGUUUCAAAAUAACUGGAGUGAUGUAUAUGGAGGCCAUUCAACAAGUUAUGAAGAUUUUCUUCUGAAGGAUGGCGAGCAUAUCAUAAAGGUGCAUGGAAAUGUGGGAAUGUGCCUGUCCUCUCUGACCUUCACUACCAAUAAGGGGACUCAGUUUUCCUUUGGUAUAAAAAAGGGCCGUCCAAUUGAAGAGAGUGGAGGUCCAGACCAGCGUCUCCAGACUGUCAGUGGCAUGCACUCAGUUGUCUGCCUAAGUGGGAUAGGCUUGAAAUGGACUAAUAACCCAGAGAAGCCUCAAAGAGAACCAAUACCUGACCCUGACAAUGACAAAGACUGGCAAGGUAAAACAGUUAAAGACAAAGGCAAACGAGAAAAACAGAGAUAUAAUGAUGAUGAUGAUGAUGAUUAGCAGAAGGAAGAUGAGUAAGAUUAGUAGUGAGCUCAGAUCUCAGUCCUGCAUCUCCAUGUUUUAUGACUUCCUCUCAGCCAAACUCACCCACCUGGAGGGACGAGUGUACCUGGUAACCCUGCGCUGGAGGGCGCAAAGACCCAAAGACCCUGUAUCUCUGUGUCCAAUAAACUCCGUGCAUCCAUAUGAGCCUGAGUAGUCCUUGUCACCAAAUGGGAUGGGGUUGAGGUCCCCCAGAGCCCCCUGUACCUCCCCACUUUUUGGACCUGCACCUGAGCACUGAGUCAGGGUUCACACAGAAAACCCUAGUUCAACUCAGCAGGCCUGAGGGCCCCAGAAUGAGGCCAGCAUCC